Messenger RNA from Dovyalis caffra, 5559 nucleotides. NCBI's taxonomy places the organism in Eukaryota, Viridiplantae, Streptophyta, Magnoliopsida, Malpighiales, Salicaceae. The record is from the annotation of a GenBank genome assembly.
AUGAAACACAACAACAGCAGCAACACCACCAGUACCACCACGACCGCCACUUCAAUGGAAGCGGCAGCCACAUCGUCUACCUGCUCCUCAUCCUCAUCAUCCGCCCCUUCACCUUCUCCCUCCGACCAAUCAUCUCUGGCAACCUCAUCAUCGACAAUAACAACAGCAUCAACGACAACAUCAACCACCACAACAAUCGACGAUAUCACCGUGGGGACUACGCGAGACGGAACGAACGGAGCGGCAGCAGAAAGCGUUACAAUCGAUCGGCGAGGGGAGUAUUCCGCAAUCUGCAAAUGGACGGUACUUAAUUUUCCACGUGUCAAAGCUAGGGCAUUAUGGAGUAAAUAUUUUGAGGUAGGCGGUUUCGAUUGCCGUUUAUUAAUUUACCCUAAAGGUGACUCUCAAGCUUUGCCUGGGUACAUCUCAAUCUAUCUUCAAAUCAUGGACCCGCGCGGCACAUCAUCGUCAAAAUGGGAUUGUUUUGCUAGCUACCGUUUAUCAAUUGUUAAUCCACUUGAUGAUUCCAAAACUAUACACCGUGAUUCAUGGCAUCGGUUUUCCAGUAAGAAAAAAUCACACGGUUGGUGUGAUUUUACCCCGGCUUCUACCGUUUUCGAUUCCAAAUUAGGUUAUUUGUUUAAUAAUGAUUGCGUCUUAAUCACCGCCGAUAUUUUGAUUUUAAAUGAAUCUUUUAGUUUCAUGCGCGAUAACAGUAGUAACAGUAGUAAUAAUGAGGUGCAAUCAGGGGUUUCGUUAUCGAUUUCGUCCAAUUCGGUAGUUGUGGGACCGGUAUCGGAUGUGUCAAGUGGGAAAUUUACAUGGAAAGUGCAUAAUUUUAGUUUGUUUAAGGAAAUGAUUAAGACACAGAAGAUAAUGAGUCCGGUGUUUCCGGCUGGGGAAUGUAAUUUGAGGAUUAGUGUUUAUCAGAGUUCGGUUAAUGGUACGGAUUAUUUGUCUAUGUGUUUGGAGAGUAAGGAUACGGAGAAGACAGUUGUUUCAGAUAGGAGUUGUUGGUGUUUGUUUAGAAUGUCAGUCUUGAAUCAGAAGGCUGGGGGGAGUAAUCAUGUGCAUAGGGAUUCGUAUGGACGGUUUGCAGCAGAUAAUAAGAGUGGGGAUAAUACAAGUUUGGGAUGGAAUGAUUAUAUGAAGAUGGCUGAUUUUAUUGGGGCUGAGUCAGGGUUUUUGGUUGAUGAUACUGCGGUGUUUAGUACUUCAUUUCAUGUGAUUAAGGAGUUCAGUAGCUUUUCAAAGAAUGGGGGGUCAAUUGGAGGGAGGAUUGGGAGUGGAGCGAGGAAGUCUGAUGGGCAUAUGGGGAAAUUCACUUGGAGGAUUGAGAAUUUUACGAGGUUGAAGGAUCUUUUAAAGAAGAGGAAGAUUACUGGUCUUUGCAUCAAGAGCAGGAGGUUUCAGAUUGGGAACCGGGAUUGCCGACUCAUUGUUUAUCCUCGAGGGCAGUCUCAACCACCAUGCCACCUUUCAGUGUUUCUUGAAGUAACAGAUUCGCGAAGUACUUCUAGCGACUGGAGUUGUUUUGUGAGCCAUCGAUUGUCAGUUGUCAACCAGAGGAUGGAGGAGAAGUCUGUAACAAAGGAAUCUCAAAAUCGCUAUUCCAAAGCUGCAAAGGAUUGGGGCUGGCGUGAAUUUGUGACACUUACAAGCCUGUUUGAUCAGGAUUCUGGGUUUCUUGUUCAAGAUACCGUUGUAUUCUCUGCAGAGGUUCUCAUUUUGAAAGAAACAUCCAUAAUGCAAGAUUUUACUGAUCAGGAUACCGAGUCAACCUAUGGUGCUUCCCAGAUUGAUAAGAUUGGGAAACGAAGUUCAUUUACAUGGAAGGUGGAGAACUUCUUGUCCUUCAAAGAAAUAAUGGAAACUCGAAAAAUAUUUAGCAAGUUCUUCCAAGCUGGUGGUUGUGAGCUUCGGAUUGGUGUGUAUGAGUCCUUUGAUACCAUAUGCAUAUAUUUAGAGAGUGAUCAGUCAGUUGGUAGUGAUCCAGAUAAAAACUUUUGGGUCAGAUACAGGAUGGCUGUCGUGAAUCAAAAAAAUCCAGCCAAGACUGUGUGGAAGGAGUCAUCUAUUUGUACAAAGACAUGGAAUAAUUCUGUCCUGCAAUUCAUGAAGGUGUCAGAUAUGUUGGAAACAGAUGCAGGGUUUCUUGUACGUGACACUGUUGUUUUUGUCUGUGAAAUAUUAGAUUGCUGCCCGUGGUUCGAGUUUUCAGAUUUGGAGGUUUUGGCAUCUGAGGAUGAUCAGGAUGCUUUAACAACUGAUCCUGAUGAACUCAUUGAUUCUGAAGAUAGUGAAGGAAUUAGUGGAGAUGAAGAAGAUAUCUUUAGAAACCUUCUUUCCAGAGCUGGGUUUCACCUCACAUACGGAGAUAAUCCUUCGCAGCCACAGGUUACCUUAAGAGAAAAGCUUCUAAUGGAUGCCGGUGCAAUUGCUGGUUUUCUGACUGGACUGCGUGUUUAUCUUGAUGACCCUGCUAAAGUAAAGAGGCUGCUUCUUCCAACCAAGCUUUCUGGUAGCAAUGAUGGAAAGAAGGCCACAAAGGCUGAUGAAUCUUCCCCCAGCUUGAUGAAUUUGUUGAUGGGAGUUAAAGUUUUGCAGCAGGCAAUUAUAGAUUUACUUUUGGAUAUAAUGGUUGAAUGUUGCCAACCUUCGGAAGGAAGUUCAAAUGAUGAUUCCUCCGAUGCACGCUCAAAGCCUUCUCUUGAUGGCAGUGGUGCUGCCAGCCCAUUGGAAUCUGACAGGGAAAGUGGAGCAACAGAAUCUGCUCAAUUUCCUGUCCAUGAAAGAUUGGAUUCUGGUGUUGAUUAUUCUACAAGAGCAUCUGCUGUACAGAGCUCUGACAUCAACGGGACUGAUAUGCCUGGACAAGCUUUUCCAGGACAGCCUAUUUAUCCACCAGUAACAACGGCGGGAGGUGCUUCAGAAAAUGCUUCUCUUCACUCUAAGACCAAGUGGCCGGAACAAUCUGAGGAGCUCUUGGGACUGAUUGUUAACUCACUGAGAGCCCUAGAUGGAGCUGUUCCACAAGGUUGCCCAGAGCCAAGAAGAAGACCUCAGUCUGCACAAAAGAUAGCUCUUGUAUUGGAUAAAGCUCCUAAGCAUCUGCAGCCAGACCUGGUUUCUCUGGUACCCAAAUUGGUUGAGCAUGCAGAGCAUUCAUUGGCGGCUUAUGCACUUCUUGAAAGACUUCAAAAGCCUGAUGCAGAACCUGCACUGCGGAUACCUGUUUUUGGCGCUCUUAGUCAACUGGAGUGUGGCAGUGAUGUGUGGGAGCGUGUUCUAAUUCAGUCUUUUGAGCUUUUGGCUGACUCAAAUGAUGAACCUCUUGCUGCUACCAUAGAUUUUAUAUUCAAGGCCGCAUCCCAGUGCCAACAUCUUCCUGAAGCAGUCAGGUCUGUUCGCACGAGGCUAAAAAAUUUGGGGGCUGAUGUGUCUCCUUUUGUCCUGGAUUUUUUGAGCAAAACUGUAAAUAGUUGGGGAGAUGUUGCUGAAACCAUACUAAGAGAUAUUGAUUGUGAUGAUGACCUUGGUGACAGCUGCACAACAUUGCCUUGUGGCUUUUUCUUGUUUGGAGAAAACGCAUCGGCUGCUGAAAGGUUGCAUGUGGUGGACGAGCAAACAUUCCAUUCUAGCCGACAUUUUUCUGACAUUUAUAUCCUGAUUGAGAUGUUAUCCAUACCUUGCCUUGCCGUUGAGGCUUCUCAAACAUUCGAGAGGGCUGUAGCUCGAGGAGCAAUUAUGGCCCAAGCUGUAGCAAUGGUUUUGGAAAGGCGCCUUGCUCAGAGAUUGAAUUUUAAUGCCAGAUUUGUUGCUGAAAAUUUUCAGCAUGCAGAUGCUAUAAUAGAGGGAGAAGCCAGUGAACAGCUACGAGUCCAACGGGAUGAUUUCACUGUUGUUCUUGGUCUUGCUGAGACACUGGCCCUUUCUAGAGACCUUUGUGUGAUGGGAUUUGUUAAGAUGCUAUACACGAUACUAUUUAAAUGGUAUGCCAAUGAGACCUAUAGAGGAAGAAUGCUGAAGAGACUUGUUGAUCGUGCCACCAGUACUACAGAUAAUAACCGUGAUGUAGAUUUAGAUUUGGAUAUAUUGGCUAUUUUAGUUUGCGAGGAGCAAGAAAUUGUUAAACCUGUUCUGAGCAUGAUGCGAGAGAUUGCUGAACUUGCAAAUGUUGAUCGGGCAGCACUUUGGCACCAGCUAUGUGCUAGUGAAGAUGAAAUCAUUCGUAUUCGUGAGGAGAGGAAAGCUGAAAAUUCCAGUAUGGCUCGGGAGAAGGCAAAUCUAUCUCAAAAAUUGAGUGACUCUGAGGCUACUAACAAUAGGCUAAAGUCUGAAAUGAAGGCCGAGAUGGAUCGACUAUCUCGGGAAAAGAAGGAACUUUCUGAACAAAUACAAGAAGUUGAGAACCGUCUUCAUGAUGCUGAGACACAGCUCUCCCAAUUGAAGUCCCGAAAACGGGAUGAAUUGAAGAGAGUAGUAAAAGAGAAAAAUGCUCUCGCUGAAAGGCUGAAGAAUGCUGAAGCUGCACGAAAAAGGUUUGAUGAAGAACUGAAACGGCAUGCGACUGAGAACGUGACUAGGGAGGAAAUCCGUCAGUCAUUGGAGGACGAGGUUCGGAGAUUGACACAAACAGUUGGGCAAACUGAAGGAGAGAAGAGGGAAAAGGAAGAGCAGGUUGCUAGGUGUGAAGCAUAUAUUGAUGGGAUGGAAUCAAAAUUGCAGGCGUGCCAGCAAUAUAUCCACACCCUCGAGGCUUCUCUUCAAGAAGAAAUGACCCGACAUGCACCUCUUUAUGGAGCUGGAUUGGAAGCUCUAUCAAUGCAGGAGUUGGAGACAAUAUCACGUAUUCAUGAGGAAGGUCUCAGACAGAUUCAUGCCCUUCAACAGCGCAAGGGGAGUCCUGCCGCCAGUCCUCUUGUGAGCCCCCACACCUUACCCCACAAUCAUGGGUUGUAUCCUGCUGCUCCACCUCCAAUGGCAGUUGGUUUGCCCCCGUCAAUGAUUCCCAAUGGUGUUGGGAUCCACAGCAAUGGACACGUGAAUGGAGCAGUUGGUCCAUGGAUCGCCUGUGUGGUUUUUGGCGGUUUGUUUUACUUGCAUCGCUUUUCUGAGUUCCAAUAUUUUUUUCUUAUUGAUAAUGAACUAGAGUUGUGUUCUGGGACAAAGUUUACAGAGAUUAUCUGGUCGACUUCUCUUGUUCAUCUGAGAGCUUUGAGAGAGAGGAGAAGAUUGCAAUCGUUAAAGAGAGGAAGAGGGUACGCAGUGAUGGGUUUCGAUGAAAAAGAAGAGAAACUAACAAUCGUAAGCAGCUACUGCGAUCUGCUUAGCAACUGCAAGUUGAGGCUCUUGGACGAGAUGCCAACUUUGUUUGAGAACAGAAACAGAUGGACCGUCGGUGUUGGCGGGUGGUUAAAGGAAGGAGAAUAUUCUGGGACUUAUGGGCGACAGCUAAUUGAUGAUCGAAAAAAAAGUCAUAUAGCCAUUGACCUCUUGAUAUUAAAACCAAAUUUCCAUCUCAGCCAAAAUGUUCAACAAGAGAAGACCAUACGGUAA